AUGAAAGAGAGCACGAAGAGAGAAGAGUUGAUGACAGAAAUCAAGACCCUUCCAAUGAGCAAGAUAAAGACCAGCAAAAGCGCGCUAAUUAGCAGGAUUAUUCAAGGAAAAUACUCUGAGCUGGAGCAGAUUGAGCUGCGGAGAGAGCUUCAGAAGAGAUUUAUAAAUGACUCUGAAGGAAAGAACAAUCCGGAGUCAAAGCUCUCCGAAACUGAAGACGCCAUUAAGAGGCAGUGCAACGUGUCUGUUGAGGCUGCAAAGAAGCUUGCAGAGUCAGAUGGAAAGCUGAGCAAAAUAAAGCGCAGUCAAGAAAGAAUUUCAGAAGAGAUGAAGAAGGCAGAGUGCACUCUUCAAAAGAAAAAGUCAAAAGAGUUUAGAGAGGAAAUUCUGCUCAUUGGGGCAUUUGGCAUUUUCUUUAGCAUUUGUUCAUACAUCCUCUUAGAUAAGUUUGUGUUACAGAGAGCCUAA
Molecule: messenger RNA, 468 nt
Organism: Nematocida ausubeli
Lineage: Eukaryota; Fungi; Microsporidia
Exons: 1
Coding region: 1-468 (155 amino acids)
Source: RefSeq, a predicted model, not a curated record